Molecule: messenger RNA, 3540 nt
Organism: Schistosoma turkestanicum
Lineage: Eukaryota; Metazoa; Platyhelminthes; Trematoda; Strigeidida; Schistosomatidae
Source: the annotation of a GenBank genome assembly
AUACUUUGCGGUGCAUUUGAACAUUUUUCUCCCCGAAAUCUUCGUCACUAUCUUGUAGUUUCGAUAGGUAUACUGCCUCUAUUUCGCUCUUGUUUUUAUAAUAUUGCAUGCCAUUCCCACUAUUAAAUUUUUAUCCGCAUACGCUCCCCUAGUUCACAAAGCACCUACAGGCUAGACGCGAGCUGUUACAAUAGUAAAUAUGGGGUUUGGUCGCAAUGACAGAUAGAUAGUCAGCGUAAUCUGAGAGGUAUUUCUAGAUGUCUCAUCUUGAGGCUUUUCCAACCUCUACAAAAGUUAAAAGAUGUUCUCAGUCAAUCGUUUCAGAAACAUUUGGAAAAGAUUUGAAAUAUCCCCGGCUGUUGGACAAUUCAAGAAACGAUAUAACUCAUACUUUAUCAUGCAAUGUUGGUUCCAACUCAAAGGAUCAUUCGAAUGAAUUUGAAAAUGUCAACAGUUUUGCAUGUAGCCAUGAUCGACUUGCACAAUUAUCAGCUUUGAUCGAUCAGUGUUCACAUGGCGAAUUGUUGCAUAUUAAAAAAACUAUAAAACCAUUGUUAAAACGAGAUUUUAUAGCAUAUUUACCCGUUGAAAUUUCUCUACAUAUCUUGCAGUAUUUAUCACCUCGAGAUAUAUUUCAUUGUGCUCAAGUUUCUAAAACUUGGCAACUUGUUUGUGAUGAUAAUUUACUUUGGUAUCGUUUGUGUAUAGAUGCUGGAUUAUUUAACACAUUCAACAAAUCUGCAAUUAACUUUUAUUUAGGUACCCAAUUAAAUUGUCUUUCAUGUGUAAAUAAAUCUACGAAUUCACUUUGUAAUAAGACAAAAUGCAUUUUUGAAAAUUCUGUCAUCAAUAAUAGUAAUACUACUGCUGAUGGAGACACUCUUCCAGCACAUGAAAGUGAUGUGGUCAUGAAAAGUGAUCAUAUUCAAAUUUCUGAUACUGAUGGCGAGUCACUGUGUGCUUUAUCUUAUACUAGUGAUCCUCAAAAUUGUUUUCAUUUGAACAAGGUUAAUUGGAAGUCUUUAUAUCGUCAAGAUUUACAUACUCAGUGUAAUUGGAGAAAUGGUGGACCAUGGCAUCCUAUCAUCGUACCAGCUCAUCAUAAUCAUGUUAUCACAUGUUUAGAAGUAUAUGAAGAAUGGGCAAUUACUGGUUCCGAUGAUUCAAGUAUCUGUAUUUGGGAUAUUAAUACUGGCCAGUGUUUAAUUAAUUUAUUCGGUCAUCUUGGUGGUGUUUGGUCAAUGACUGUGAUACCACGUCAGUUAUUAUUGAUGUCGGAAAAUAAACAACUAUGUCAGCAUCCUUUACUUAUAUCUGGUAGCUGUGAUCGAACAGCUCGUGUUUGGCAGUUAGAUGGUCAACGUUGGCCUUGUUUAGCUACAUUGUUUGGCCAUCAAUCGACUGUUCGAUGUGUAGCUAGUCAAAAAUUACAUUCUAGUCCGAAAUUUGUUGUUACCAAUUCUAAUGAUUAUCAGCGUUCGACAAAUGUAUACACUAACGACAAUAAUAAUAAUAAUGAUAAUAGUAUUGAUAACAUAACUACUGCUACUACUACUACUAAUAUUGAUAAUGAUGAUGGUAUUGGGAGUGAUGACUUGGACAAAGAAUUAGCGAAUAGUAUAUUUAAUAACCAACUGAAUAAUUCUAGUCACGAUAUUCUGCAUAAAACAACUUCCAAUGUUAAUCUAACCAAUAGUAGUAGUAAUAGUGAUGGUAGAUUGUCUGAUCCAAUUUUAUCAAACGAUGAAUUCAAUUCAACGAUUCAAUUAAUGAAGCAACAGCAAGCUUUCAAAAAUGGUCACCUAGUUGUUACAGGUAGCCGUGAUACAACUUUACGUCUAUGGAAUGUAUUAACUGGUGAAUGUGUACAAGAAUUUCGAGGUCAUCGUGGAGCAAUACGUUGUGUUCAGUUCACCGGUGAUCAGAUUGUUUCCGGUAGUUAUGAUUGUACGAUUCGAUUAUGGUGUGCACUUCAAGGUCAUUGUUUACGUGUUUUCAGUGCACAUACAAAUCGUGUUUAUACUUUAUUGUUUGAUGGUUAUCAUAUUAUCAGUGGUUCAUUGGAUACAACUAUACGUAUAUGGAAUGCACAUACUGGUGCAUUGAAGCAAACAUUCUAUGGUCACCGCUCAUUAACAAGUGAAUUAGCUUUCGGUUCUGAACAAAAUAUUCUUGUAUCAAGUAAUGCCGAUGAAACAAUACGAGUUUGGCAUAUGAAUAGUGGGAAGUGUGUACAUGUACUUGCCGGACCUCAUAAACAUCAAUCCGCUGUUACAUGUGUUCAGUUAACUCGUAAUUUUAUUAUAUCAUCUGGUGAUGAUGGUACAGUGAAAUUGUGGGACAAACAGUCUGGUGCAUAUAUUCGAGAUCUUUUACGCCUUGAUGGAGCUGGACGAGGUGGUGUUAUUUGGCGUAUAGUUGCUUCUGAAGAACGUUUAAUAUGUGCUGCUGGAAGUCGCAUUGGUAUGGAACCUACAAAAUUAGUUAUUCUGCAAUUUCAAGAACCUAAUCUUUGUUCGAAACAUUUAAAUAAUACUACUAGCAAUUGUAAUAAAUCACUAUCACAUAUUUGUCGACCUAGACAUAAAUAUGCUCCAGAACCAAGACUUAGUCAAUUGAUAUGCACAAACUCAAGUACAAUCUAAUGUUGUAUCAUCGAUUUUCGUGGAAGAUUAUUAGGAUAAAUCUGCUCACUGUAUUACAUAGUUUCAAUGAAAAAUUUUCGAGUUUUUAUAUUUUAUUCGGUUGUGUACAUAAAUCAAUUGUUCUGUUUUUCUUACCAUUGAUAAUGCUUUUUCUUAAAUCAACGUAUUUAUUGACGGUUAUGAUGUUAUUGGUGUUUUGUACGAAAAGUUUCAUAGGUACUCUAGAGCAGUAUUUAGUAAUGAAAAUCUGUUCCUACCUGUAGUGGAAUUUUCGGGGAAAAUUGACAGUGCCAAAUAGUAAAUUACUGUAGGCGGUUUACGGAGAUUUUCCAGUUUUAUGGUUAGCAUCACGGACCCUAUCUUGAUUACUGUUCAGCGGCUACUAGGACAAAACAGCUGUCUACUGUUGCUCUGUUUCGCAGUGGUUAUUCAACUACGAUCAGCUCAUGAUAUUAACAACGACAUGAUGAUGACUUACCGGUUUUAUUAACAGAAUUUUUCUACCCCAACCAACUUACUCUUAUUCCCAUGUUCUUUCUGGUCGCAUUUGAGUUAAACUACAGCAUUAAAUUGCGCAACAUGUCUUUACUACUAUUCAUUUAUUUUCUUGAUGAAUAUUCAAACCCUUAACAACUAUAGUUUCAGUUUCUUAGUGGCAGUAGAAUUUUAUCUUUUCGCCUCUGUGUUACAAAGUUCAGUAAAUUCUCAUUGCGAACAGCAGUUUUAGUUCCUACUCAUAUGGAUAUAACAGAUAUAUCACUAUUUUUUUAUUACUAGACAUAUUGUCGCCGAUCUUCUCAAACAAAGAUGUGAUGGACAACAACGCCAACAGAAUAUGAUGUCCAUUGUGUAUUUUAUUGUUUCCUCUUUAGCCACAUAAAAGUUACUAAAGGUU